Andrographis paniculata is the source of this 435-nucleotide messenger RNA. Its product is annotated as 18.1 kDa class I heat shock protein-like. The coding region runs from base 1 to 435 and encodes 144 amino acids. The transcript has a single exon. The record is from RefSeq and is a predicted model, not a curated record. Gene Ontology annotation, biological process: protein complex oligomerization; response to hydrogen peroxide; response to salt stress. Lineage: Eukaryota; Viridiplantae; Streptophyta; Magnoliopsida; Lamiales; Acanthaceae.
AUGAGUCUUAUUUGGAGUCUUCUUCAAAUCAUAUUCUUCGCCCAACGCAUCUUUCAGAGCAUCCUUUUCAGGCGCCGCCGCCGUCGCAGCAAUGGUCCCAAUCCGAUUUGCAUUGACGUGUGGAAGAAGGAGAGCCCAAACGGCUACGUCUUCAAAGCCGAUGUUUCAGGUCUUAAAAAGGAAGAUUUGAAAAUUGCCGUAAAAGAGAACAAGGGUAAGGGUAAGGGUAAUGUUUUGCGGAUCGAUGGCGAGGGGCUUUCUUUGAGCGGAGGAACCAAUAAUACCUUGAAACAGAAACGUUUCUGCAAAUUUUUUAUGCCGACGGAUGCGAAGCAUGGGCAAAUAGAGGCCACGCUGCAUCGUGGCGUCCUCACGAUUAUUGUUCCCAAGAACAAAGAAGCGACGCGAAGCUGCUUCAACUCUGAGAAGUUUUGA